Messenger RNA from Magnolia sinica, 2553 nucleotides. RefSeq names its product pentatricopeptide repeat-containing protein At1g08070, chloroplastic-like. Gene Ontology annotation, biological process: RNA modification. The record is from RefSeq and is a predicted model, not a curated record. Gene Ontology annotation, molecular function: RNA binding; zinc ion binding; protein binding. NCBI's taxonomy places the organism in Eukaryota, Viridiplantae, Streptophyta, Magnoliopsida, Magnoliales, Magnoliaceae. The transcript has a single exon. The coding region runs from base 129 to 2222 and encodes 697 amino acids.
GAGGUGGGCCCCUAUACUCCCACAUGGCUGGUUCGCGCUCGUUGUAAGCAAUCCGCGGGGUGCUAUCGCAGACGGUUCCGGUUUGAUUUAGGUAAAUGCAGUGAUGUGGCCAAGCAGUCAUUUCCAAAAUGUCCAUUACCAGCCUUCCCGCCAAAACCAUAACCUUAACCGUUGCUACUGAUACCACCAACGACCGCCCGAGAAACCUCCCAAUACUCGAACAAUGCAAGACCAUCAAACACCUUCACCAAUUCCACGCCCAUGCCAUCAAAACCGGCCUAAUCCACUUCCCCAGGCUCACCGAAAACAUUCUCGAAUCUGCCGCCAUCUCUCUCCCUCGAAGCAUUGCUUACGCUGUUUCCGUCUUCAACUGCAUCGAACAACCCCACGCAGCUGCCUAUAACAUCAUGAUCAGAGGCUACACCUUGAAUCAAUCCCCUCAAGACGCGCUUUGCCUCUUCAAGCAAAUGCGGGAAGAUUCUGUCGAACCUGACAAGUACACGUUCCCUUGCAUCUUGAAGUCAUGCUCGAGGCUUCGAGCACUGGAAGAAGGCGAACAGAUACACGCCUUGAUUACAAAGCUCGGGCUUGGAUCUCAUGACUUCGUGCAGAACACCUUGAUCCACAUGUAUGCUAGUUGUGACAAGGUUGGAGUCGCACGACGGGUGUUUGAUGGAAUGCCUGAAAGGGGUAUUGUCACUUGGAAUUCCAUGUUCGCUGGAUAUAGCAAGAGCGGGGAUUGGAAAGAAGUUGUGGAAUUGUUCGGUGAAAUGAUUGAUUUGGGUGUGGUGUUUGAUGAGGUGACGCUGAUUAGUGUCUUGACAGCGUGUGGGAGAUUGGGUGUUUUGAAACUUGGCGCGUGGAUAAAUCAAUACAUAGAGGAUAAUGGGUUAAAGGGAAAUGCUAAAUUGAUUACUGCUCUCGUUGACAUGUAUGCGAAAUGUGGUCAGAUUGAUACUGCACGUCAGUUGUUUGAUGAGAUGACUGAAAGAGACGUUGUUGCAUGGAGUGCCAUGAUUUCUGGCUACAGCCAAUCAAACCGAUGUAAAGAUGCACUUGCUCUGUUCCACCAAAUGCAAAUGGCCAAAGUCGAUCCCAACGAAAUCACAAUGGUUAGUGUUCUUUCUUCCUGUGCUGUUCUGGGAGCUUCAGAGACGGGCAAAUGGGUCCAUUCCUUUAUAAAGAGGAAGCGUAUGAAGCUUACUGUUACUCUUGGUACAGCUCUUAUGGACUUUUAUGCGAAAUGCGGAUCUGUGGAGCAAUCCCUGGAAGUUUUCUGGGAAAUGCCUCAAAAGAAUGUGUUGUCCUGGACAGUACUGAUCCAAGGCUUAGCAAGUAAUGGGCGAGGGAGAGAGGCUCUUGACAUUUUCUCUUCCAUGCGAGAUUUGAAUGUCAAACCAAAUGAUGUCACUUUCAUAGGUGUCCUCUCUGCUUGUAGUCAUGGGGGUUUGGUCGAUGAGGGUCAACGUUUGUUUGACAGCAUGACUAGGGGUUAUGGCAUUGAGCCUAGAAUUGAGCACUACGGUUGCAUGGUUGAUAUUCUUGGCCGUGCUGGUUUGAUUGAUGAGGCUUAUCAGGUUAUAAAGGCCAUGCCCAUCGAACCAAACGCCAUUGUUUGGCGAACAUUGUUGGCAUCAUGUAGAGUUCAUAAAAAUGUUGAAAUUGGCGAAGAAUCAUUAAAGCAAAUUGUAAGAUUGGAGCCCAAACAUAGUGGGGACUAUAUACUUCUGUCAAAUAUUUAUGCAUCGGUGGGUAGGUGGGAGGACGCGUUAAGGGUGAGAACACAAAUGAAGGAGAAAGGAAUUAAGAAGACUCCAGGGUGUACCUUGAUCGAGGUAGACGGGGUGAUCAAUGAGUUUUUUGCGGAAGAUAGUGCGCAUCCCCAAUCAAAAGAGAUCUAUGAUACAGUUGACGAUAUGAUCAAGCGACUCAGGCUAGCUGGUUAUGUGCCCAACACGGCAGAGGCGAGAAUAGAUGCUGAAGAAGAUGAGAAGGAAUCAUCAGUGUUCCACCAUAGUGAGAAGUUGGCGAUUGCAUUUGGGCUUCUCAGGACUUCACCUGGAGCUACUAUUAGGAUAUCGAAGAACCUCAGAGUGUGUACAGAUUGCCACUCUGCUACCAAGAUGAUCUCCAAGGUUUACAAGAGAGAAAUUGUUGUCAGGGAUCGCAACCGUUUCCACCAUUUCAAAGAAGGGACUUGUUCAUGCAAUGACUACUGGUAAAUUCAAUUUCUGUGCUGAUCUGGUGUGAAAACUUUGAUUUGUAUUCUUAGCCCUCAGUUUAUAACUGAAAAUCUGAGAGAAACAUUCAUCAGUCUCAUGUUACGUUACAAUGAGAUUGUACAAUUUGAUUUUUGGAGCAUGUUUGGUUGAGGGUAGAGCCACUUGAUGAAGCCUCUGUUUCACCUGAUCAUGCAACCUGCUGACCCCAUCCUUCGUUGUUCCUGGUAGAGUGGACAGUAAGUGCGAUUUACAAACAGCUUCCUGCCUUACAAUUGCUAGGAGAUAUCCCUCGAUUGAUAUUCCUAAUACCAUAAUAUUCUUGUAGAUUUUA